GCUGGUCUUCCCCACGCCACGCCACGCCAUCGGACAUGUUUGCCAAGGCUUUUCGGGUCAAGUCCAACACGGCCAUCAAGGGGUCGGACAGGAGAAAGCUUCGGGCUGAUGUGACGGCUGCUUUCCCGGCUCUAGGAGCAGGUCAGGUGUCCGUGUUGGUACCUGGAAAGGAGGAGCUCAACAUUGUGAAACUGUAUGCUCACAGAGGGGAUGCCGUGACUGUGUACGUGAGCGGCGGCAACCCCGUCCUGUUUGCACUGGAGAAAUACCUGUGUCCGACAGAAGUUUCUGAUGGGCGGAGCUUCUAGUAAUCCCUUUAAUUUCCAAACUGGGUUUCAACUUCCUUUUAGAGCAACUGCUUUCCUGCUCUAAUCACAACGUUUAGCAGAAGAGAAGCUGGCAUAGUGUGAGCAGUGACAACUGAUUAAUGUGUCCCUAAGGAUCUUGAAAAUGAGAUUUCUAGCACAGAUUGUUUGGCUUAUGUGGUGGACUGUUUGUGUUGCAGAAGAUUGUGAAGGACCACCUCCAGGAAAACAAAAUGAAAUUUUGUCAGGUGUCUGGUCUGAACAAAAAUAUCCAGAGGGAACUCAAGCUACAUAUAAAUGCCGGCCUGGAUAUAGAACUCUUGGAGCUAUCGUAAUGGAAUGCAAGAAUGGAGAAUGGGUGGCUCUUAAUCCGUUGAGGAUAUGUCAGAAAAAGCCCUGUGGACAUCCUGGAGAUACUCCUUUUGGUACUUUUCAUCUUGCAAGAGGAAGUGAAUUUGAAUAUGGAGCAAAGGUUGUUUACAAAUGUAAUGAGGGGUAUCAGAUGCUAGGUAGGAUCAAUUUCCGUGAGUGUGAACCUGAUGGAUGGACCAAUGAUAUUCCUAUAUGUGAAGUUGUUAAGUGUUUGCCAGUGACACAUCCAGAGAACGGGAGAUUUACCAGUAGUGCAUUGGAACUAGACCAGGAAUACACUUUUGGACAAGUGGUACGGUUUGCGUGCGAUUCAGGCUUCAUGCUUGUUGGGCCUGCAGAAAUACAUUGCUCAACAAAUGGUGCGUGGAGUGGAGAAAUCCCAAAAUGUAUGGAAAUUUCAUGCCAAAAGCCAGAAAUUCCAAAUGGAAGUGCUGCAUCUCCGAAGAAAACUUACAAGGAAAAUGAACGAUUUCAAUAUACAUGUCAAAAGGGUUAUGAAUACAGUAAUAAAGGAGAUGCUAUAUGCACUGCACUGGGAUGGACUCCAAGUCCUUCAUGUAAAGAAAUCAUAUGUGCUUCUCCUCAUAUUCAAAAUGGUGACUAUACACCCAAAGGCAUCACAUACAGAAGUGGAGAUGAAAUCGCAUAUAAUUGUAAAAAUGGUUUUGAUCCUUCAACCCGAGGAAAUAAGGCAACAUGUACUAGUACAGGCUGGGUACCUUCGCCAGGAUGUACUAGGAAUCGUUGUGAUUUUCCAAAAAUAAAACAUGGUAGUCUAUACUAUGAAUCUUACUAUAGACGAGACUUUCCAGUACGUGUAGGAAAAAGAUAUUGGUAUUCCUGUCAUCCCAAUUUUGAGACUGUUUCAAAAGAACGCUGGCAAUAUAUUUAUUGUACACAAGAAGGAUGGUCACCAGAAGUACCAUGCCGCAGACAAUGUAUUUUCAGUUAUUUGAAAAAUGGAAAUUCUCCAAAACAAGCAAGAAAAUACGUACAAGGUGAAUCUGUAACAGUUGACUGCAAAUCUGGCCACAGUCUUCAAAAUGAGCAGACUACGAUGACAUGUACAGAGGAUGACUGGUUCCCUCCUCCUGAGUGUAUUCCUCUCA
Messenger RNA from Hyaena hyaena (striped hyena), 1786 nucleotides. Its product is annotated as complement factor H-like. The transcript has 11 exons. The annotation marks the transcript as partial. Lineage: Eukaryota; Metazoa; Chordata; Mammalia; Carnivora; Hyaenidae. The record is from RefSeq and is a predicted model, not a curated record.